Morone saxatilis (striped sea-bass) is the source of this 6028-nucleotide messenger RNA. It is a transcript of the gene mef2d, whose product is annotated as myocyte enhancer factor 2d. The transcript is spliced from 13 exons. Gene Ontology annotation, molecular function: protein dimerization activity; histone deacetylase binding; RNA polymerase II cis-regulatory region sequence-specific DNA binding. Gene Ontology annotation, biological process: cell differentiation; positive regulation of transcription by RNA polymerase II. Bases 200 to 2077 code for a protein of 625 amino acids. NCBI's taxonomy places the organism in Eukaryota, Metazoa, Chordata, Actinopteri, Moronidae. The record is from RefSeq and is a predicted model, not a curated record.
UUUUUCUUUAUUUCUUUUUUUUUUUUUAAAUUUGGUGUGACAGCCUCACUGCCCAGCUGCUUCCAACAGUGUCUGCGUGCACAGAGAGGACAAACCGACAGAGACAAGACAUUUUAAGGAGGAAGAAAAACAACAACAGCCAUCUCUGACCUCUGAACUUGCCACUCCCCCUUGCCCCUCCCACCGCAACACCGGAAACAUGGGGAGGAAAAAGAUCCAGAUUCAGAGGAUCACUGACGAACGCAACAGACAGGUGACGUUCACCAAGCGGAAGUUCGGUCUGAUGAAGAAGGCGUAUGAGCUGAGCGUCCUGUGCGACUGCGAGAUCGCCCUCAUCAUCUUCAACCACUCCAACAAGCUGUUUCAGUACGCCAGCACCGACAUGGACAAAGUUCUGCUCAAGUACACCGAGUACAACGAGCCGCACGAGAGCCGGACCAAUGCGGACAUCAUCGAGACGUUGCGAAAGAAAGGCUUUAACGGCUGCAACAGCCCCGAGCCCGACGGGGACGACUCCAUCGACCAAAGCCCGCUAAACGAAGACAAGUACCGCAAGACCGAGGACCUGGACAGCCUCUUCAAACGCUACGGCGCUCUGAACAAGAAAGAGCACCGGGACUCUGAGAGCCCAGACCCCGAGGAGCCCUUCUCCCUCACCCCCCGCACUGAGGAGAAAUACAAAAAAAUUGACGAGGAGUUUGAUAAAAUGAUGCAGAACUAUAGGCUGUCAUCUACAGUCCCACAGCCCACCUUCUCCAUGCCAGUCACCGUGCCAGUAUCCAAUCAGAACGCAGCAGCGGCGGCAGCCCUCCAGUUCAGUAACAACCCCAGCGGCGCCCUGGUCACCACCACCUCCUUUGUCACCUCCACCCUCACAGACCCCCGCCUCCUGUCGCCACAGCAACCAGCUCUGCAGAGGAACACCGUGUCGCCAGGGUUACCACAGCGACCUGCGAGCGCAGGUGCUCUGUUAGGAGGAGAUCUGGGGAAUUCAAACGGAGCGUGCCCAAGUCCAGUUCCUAAUGGCUACAUCAGUGCCAGGGCCUCCCCGGGCCUCCUCUCCGUAUCCAACGGCAACAGCCUGGGGAAAGUAGUCCCGGCUAAGUCUCCGCCUCCGCCCAGCCCUCAGAUGGUCAACAGCCGCAAGCCGGACCUGAGGGUCAUCACCUCGCAGAGCGGCAAGAGCCUCAUGCAGCUGACAGAGGAAGAGCUGGAGUUGGUGAGUGAGAAUGCUCAGCGGCUAGGUGGCUCCCAGUCGCUCACCACACCAGUGGUCUCUGUGGCAACACCCAGUCUCCUAGCGCCCUUCUCCGGCAUGCAGACGGCCUACAACACCGAGUACCAGCUGACGAGUGCAGAUCUCACAGCGCUCCAGACGUUCACACCACCAGGGCUGGUGCCUGGCAACAUGGCUGCCUGGCAACAGCAACCAGCAGUCUCCCAGCAACAACAGCAGCAGCAGCAACAACAGCAACAGCCGCAGCAGCUGAGCUUGGCGUCGCUCAGUAACUUGGUCAUGUGGGGUGCAGAGAAACAGAAUGCGGAGAUGGUUAACUGCAUCUCCAAUUUUGCUGCUAACCUGAGCUUGGCUUCUCAGUCCAACUUGCUGUUUGGCAGGGAGGACGGCCUCUGCUGGCCGGUGAGCCACAUAACUCAGGGCACCGCACUGACAGUCAACACAAACCCCAACGUCAACAUCAAGUCCGAACCCGUCUCACCAAACCGCGACCGCAGUACCCCCAGCUCCACCUGCGGCGGCGGGGGAGGUGGAGGAGGCCAGGGUCAAGUCCAGGGACAAGGUCUGGUGACGGUCGCCUACCCGGGUAACCUGCGCCUGGAAGCGGGAGGUCAAGGCCGCUCACCAGUCGACAGCCUCAGCAGCAACGGCAGCUCGUAUGAGGGCAGCGACCGGGACGACGGCACCCAGGGACGAGGCGGGGGUCUGGACUUCCACCACCAGGCCAGCGGCGGGGCCCAGCAGCCCACCAUGGUCCUCCUGCGGCCCUCUUCGGCCGAGCCCCAGGAGCAGGACGGGACCAACGUCAAGAGAAUGAGACUGGAUACCUGGGUCACAUGAAGAGAUGAGCGGAGAGGGAUGGACGGACGGACGGACAGAUGGAGGAUGGAGAUGGAGAUGUGUACUUGUGGCUUGUGUACAUGCCCCCACCAGCCCUGAUGCCCCUGAUCUCCUUUCCCCUGCAUACACACACACACAUAUAAAUAUAUAUCCCCGCCAUCGACCCAGUAACCUGCUGUCCACACAGGAAACCCUGACCUCACACACACACACACACACACUCACAACAAGCAUGCUAACACUCUCAUGUCGCACGUAUGGACACUGACACGCACCUGUACGCCAAUGUGCAUACACAUUUGAACUCUAAUGUACUUUUACUCACACACAUACACAAAACCCCGAGGGGUUGAGCCACCAAACCAGGGAUUAUUCAAAACAGUUACAGUGUUGGACUUUAUUCAGCUGUAUUUGAGUGGAAGUGAAUGAGUACGUUUUUAAUCAGGCCUAUUUCGCCCGAGCCGCUGGCAGAGCAGACCAACCUGGUUUCCCAGCAUGCCCUGCAUUAGCUUAGCGGCUGGUGGUAUGCUCCCGCUUUCUCGUCCAUACUGUUCAUCAGUAGGUUUUGGUCAACCACAAACUGCACUGCAUUGAGCCAGUGCCACCAAAUGAGUCCACCUGUUUGUACACAUCGGCCCGACCACGGUUGUAUCGCUAUCGCUUUAGAUUCUCGUUUCUUUUCUAAGAGCCUCGGGCCAUUUUGCUCUUUUUAAAGCGUGGAGUUUUGUCCUUCUGUCUCAACUGUUGAUCUUUAGAGUUUGGAUUCGCUUCAGUUUUUGAAUAUGAAGACACUAAAAAGAAAAACUCCCUCCCCAGCCGAGCCAGUGGCCGCAUCAACAACAGGCCCGGCACUUUGGCCCUGUACAAGACUGACGACCCCCGGGUCUUCGUUUAAUCUGAAACAUGCAGACUAGCUGUCAAACGAGGAACACGAUUUGUUGCCGAGGUAAAAGACUGCUUUUCUUUGAAUCAGGGACGAGCUGCAAGAGCUCAAUGACACAUGACGCAGAUACUCCUAGUUUCGCCCACAUCUUGUCAACUCCAGAUGCUGAGAAAGGCAUGUGUGUGUGUGUGUGUAUACGGGUUUGUUACCUCAACUGGUCGUUUUUUAACAAAGUGAUUUGGGCAAAUGUUCAUUCUCAAUUUCAUCCUUGAACACACACCUGCAAUGCACACAGCUGAAAUUAUUUUUGUGAAGCGACUCGUGUUUUGAAUAGAUAGCUGAUGUUCAAAGGGGAGAUUCGUGAGGUACCAUGUAUAUAAGCAAUCUGUAACCUUUGUGGCUUUUGUGUGACAGGGAUAAGGUGUUUUGAAGGUUAAAAAAAAAUCAUAUACAAGUAUAUAUUUAAACAGCUUCAGGCGGUAGCGAGGGCAGCUCUGCAUCUGGGGCCGGAGACGACAAUAGACGACAGGGAUUGUAUAUAUUAACUAUAUAUUCGGCAGGAUAUCCCUCAACAAAACAGGAAAAAAAGCAAACACAUUGAUUCUCAGUGGAUCGGUCUCUUUUUUAUUAUUAUUUAUGCGUGUAUAUAAAGUGUAAUAUGUCGACGAGCCAAGAGAGGGUGCUGUAGAGGCAGAAAGGGAAGACGUAGCCGUGGUGACUCGGACUGUUUUGAGUGAGCAAUGGUUAGGACUCUGUCACUGAUGGAGCGCACUUUACCUUUUAACCCCUGACACCUGAUCCACACACACACACACGCACACACACACACACACACGUCCUGUACAUGCACACUAGGGUUAGACUGAUAUUACUGGCUGGUUUGUUCAAAAUCUGAUAUUCAGCAGAUACAAAUAAAUGUGUGCACUUUUUAUUUAAUCCUUAAAAAAUGAGUUUUGUUGUAAUUUAAUUGAGAUAAUUUAUUACUGUACAUCAAUGAACCAGAGCUCCCUUUACAACUCUGAGCUGGACCACCUUAAAUAUGUAUCAGUGGCUGCCUGUUUGCAGUUAGUAUAAUUCAUUCAUUGAAUUCACUUUAAGACAAUAUGAGGGGAGAGAAAUUAGUAAAAGAAGUAAAUAGGACCUUCUAAAAGGAAAUUUGUACAUUUAUUUAAAACUUCAUGAAAUGAUUUAUCAUUAAAAGGGUUUAAAUAAAAAUAUCAAAGUACAACCUAAAAGGCUAUUUAAAAGAUAUUUUUAUUUAUAUAUAUUUUUUCAAUUUUAUUUAAAACAUGAAUAAUGACAGAAAGAAUUGGCACGCUCAUUUUAUUUAGUUUAUUGCUAAUUGCAGCAAUUGUAAACCCACUAAUCAUGAUAGGUUGUUUUUUUCAUAUCAAUUAAGCAACUAAUUAACCACAGAAAAUAAUCCUAAAUUUAGUAGUUUCAUCUUUUAAAGGCAACAGCAGCUUACAGUGUAAGCUAGUUGAGUGUCCCAUGAGGGUCUAAACUCCCUCCCAAAAAAUAAGUUUGCAGUUUGGCAUAUCAAAGUAUUUGCAGCGUCAAUGCCAGCAUCAUCUGUCACAAACAUAUCAGUCGAACUCUAGCAGACACACAGACAGCGUACGAUUAAGCGAGCCAAGGAUGUCCCCUUUUCGAGGUUUCCCGUUUCCUCUUGUUAGAAGCCAUGUGUGUAUAUUUAAAGGAUCUCUCCUUCGUCACUGGUUGGCUGUGGUUUUAUAUUACGGAGAGGUAAAAACGACUAUGAAGGUAAAAGAAAUGUGAAGGAUGUCAUUUUUGUACUGCGUAAAAGUGGCAAUGGGUGAUUUAGGGUUUAGUGGGUAGAUUUAGCGGUCAAGAGUGCAAAUUCAUCUAUUUAUUUUUUUCCUAAAAGCACUCUCAGCCUCCGUCCAUUUGCUUGUUAAAAGCUUUGGAGGCAGUCUGGGUAUCGUUUCGUCGUUAAGCCGGAGGUUUCAGAACGAGUCUUGAUCUUUUAAUGACUACCUCCCAAAUCCAACGCAGACUUGUCGACUUUGGGUUUUACUACAUCCAGCCACCACAUCCUUCUCACGGGCAGGCCCUCUUCACCUCCCUCUCACCCCUGUCACUCACUCACUCACUCACUCACUCAGUCGGGGUUUUUUUCCUCCUCUCUGGAAGCUUAAUCUCAAAACCACACACACACACAGUUUUCAUCACACACUACUUUUCUGUUUACUCCGUCCAGACAGCGGGUGUCAGCGCUGAAAUGACAAGUCAAAUUAUUUUGGGGGGUCAUUUCCAUGAAUAACACAACCCCCCCACCCCCACCCCAACCCGACUCCCCAGCCUCAUCACACACUACUCCCAUCAUCCUCUCCUCACUUUAUCUCUGUUUUUUUUUUCUCCGUCUGUCACUCACACACACUCAUCCACUCUGUGACAAGUCUGAGUGUCAAUAUUGCUUUUCUGAGCGCGUGGCAGAGUAAACAUAAAUCCCCCCCCAGAGUGUAAACACUUUGACUGUUAAGACUGUUGUACCCUGAGCUCCGAACAAAAAACUGAAACAAAACUCGACCCCACGUAUUGAAACCGCAAGCCAUAGGUUUGUCAAAAAACGAAACAAAAUGGCUUUCUUUUUGCGACGGGGGUUUUGGCACCGGUCGUAUGAAGCCCUGGCACGUUCUUUAGAGCAACACUAGGGGUCGCUGUAAUCACAAAACCGAAAGACAAUCGUGCUGAGAAAUAGUUUAAAGAACCUGCAUCCCCCCUCCCACACACAGAAAAAAGCGAUACUUGCUCCUGUAUAAUGAUGUUUAGAAGUCUCACUCACUUUCCAGUGUUAAUUUGUGCUGGUGACAGUCUGUUUUUAAUUGUUCUCUGAUAAUUGAUAUUAUUAUUAUUAUCAUCAUUACCACAGCUUACACUGAUGGUAGCUGUCGUGAUGAUAUAGAAAUCUGCGUUUUCUUUUGUGUAGGUUAGGCAUCUUGUUUUAUUUGGAAUUUGAUUUUAUUUUAUUAUAUGAAAAAUAUUCUAUAAAUAUAUUUUUUGUUUUCUCUUUUUCGGGAUUUGUUUUCCUUUCUUCAAAAAAAAAA